AAAACAAACCUAGAACCUUAGACGAUUAUAAAUCAUUUGCUAGGUUUUUCGAAAAUGCCUCGCGCAUUCCUGGUCAAAAAAGUGAACACCGCCGCUGAAAAAAGAAGCUGGAGUGAGAUUCCGGAUUCCGCGCGAGGGGACGUUUACAUACCUGGUGAGUGUCUCGUUCAUGUUCGCGUGACACUGGGUGGGGAGUGUGUGUGUGUGUGUAAAGAACAUCUCUUUUCAUUGUUCUCCCAUUUUCAGAUAACUACAGGUAAUAUCCCAUCUCUUCUACCAGUCAUCCCAGAUAAUGCAAACAAAUUAGCAGAUAUUCCACCUGCUUCAGUGUUGUCCUGCCAGGUGUGCGAGAAAACAUUCACUACAGCACGUAUGCUGAAACGCCAUAAGAAGUGCCACAGUGAAAUGAAAAAGCACUCUUGUGAGCACUGUGGAAAAGGAUUUAAUGAUGCUUUUGACCUGAAGAGGCACGUACGUACUCAUACUGGUGUGAGACCUUACAAGUGCACUUUGUGUGUUAAAGCCUUCACUCAGCGCUGCUCCUUAGAAUCUCACCUGAAGAAGAUCCAUGCCGUUACUCAACAAUAUGCCUACAAAGAGCGUAGAGACAAACUAUAUGUGUGUGAGGAGUGUGGCUUGACUGCACAGACACGGAAAGGUCUGCAGAAUCAUCUUCUGCCCACAGAGACUCAUAAUGACAAAAAGCAACCAUAAACUGACACAUAUUGUGGAAGGUAAUACAUCACUGUGUUCAACCUGAAACCCCCCAAAUAUAGCGCUGAAGAAAAAAUUAGAGGACCUAUUAUUGGUGAAUCCUAAUUAAUAAUUUUGUUCCACUCUACAUGCACUUUUGUACAGUUGGUAAUUCUAGGCAGAACCAAAUCGCUUACAGAAUUAUUGGAAUUAGGAGAAUAAUUUGGAUGUAUUAUAUUAAAUAACAAAUUAUGCUGAAGCAGUAUAAAGUGUAUGAAGUCAUAGUACACACAAAAAUAAAAUUCUGGUAUGUUUUUGUUUCUAUGUCUGUGCACUUUAACUUACUAAAAAAAUGAUUAUAUAAAUAAUAGGCUAUACUUUAAAAGAAUAUACUUAAACUGAUAAUAAUAAU
This is a messenger RNA of Cyprinus carpio (common carp), 1105 nucleotides long. It is a transcript of the gene ovol1b, whose product is annotated as ovo-like zinc finger 1b. Gene Ontology annotation, cellular component: nucleus. The transcript has 3 exons. The record is from RefSeq and is a predicted model, not a curated record. NCBI's taxonomy places the organism in Eukaryota, Metazoa, Chordata, Actinopteri, Cypriniformes, Cyprinidae. Gene Ontology annotation, molecular function: DNA-binding transcription factor activity, RNA polymerase II-specific; RNA polymerase II cis-regulatory region sequence-specific DNA binding. Gene Ontology annotation, biological process: regulation of transcription by RNA polymerase II; epidermal cell differentiation. The coding region runs from base 55 to 714 and encodes 219 amino acids.